Aphanomyces invadans is the source of this 1169-nucleotide messenger RNA. RefSeq lists its product as hypothetical. The coding region runs from base 329 to 946 and encodes 205 amino acids. Gene Ontology annotation, molecular function: protein binding. Lineage: Eukaryota; Oomycota; Saprolegniomycetes; Saprolegniales; Verrucalvaceae. The transcript has 5 exons. The record is from RefSeq and is a predicted model, not a curated record.
CGGACCCAUAAGCGAUCGCCUUGCUCACCACGACCCCCUUUUGCCGCUCGUUGGACAUGCUGGACGAAUAUCCAGGAGCCCACCUAUCCGGAUAACAUCCACGUUUAACCGGACACCCCCAGUCUUGAAUUCGAAUUGUCACCAAGAUGGCCCGUGGCGCGAAGAGGAAGGCUGCAGCAUCGAGCACAGACGGAGGAAGCCAUCGAGCACGUGUACAGGAAGUGCUGCGUUGAAUGACGAGACAGAUCAAUCGAACGGUGAAAGUCAGCAUUCUGCAUUGCAAACCCCUGUUACCCCAACGCCAGGAAAAGACAAACCCCAGACAGUGAUGGAGUUUCUGGAAGCGCAACGAGAUCAAGCCGUACAAACCAUCCGCACACGAGGAGAAGAACUCAUCACCGCAUUCAGAGAAGAAGCAGCACAAGCCAAGAAAAAAAUUCUUGCGAGUUUGUCAGAAGGUUCUGAACUUCGCUCAUCACCGACUGACGACAUAACUCUGACACAAGAACCAUCUCUCGUCGCUGACGUCAAGCGUGAAGUGAAGCAAUCGGUUGAUGUUCUUGGGACGACAGUCCACGAGCGACGCUCCUAUGGUGAAAUGAAAACCAUUCAUAUUGUCUGCACUGGCGGUGUCUACUCGGGUCAACGGUUCACACUAGUCCUCGCCAUGGACGCUAAUCGCACCUGUCAUAUCGGUAGAUCUUCGGGCAAGAAGUACAAGGCCCCGCAUGGCCUGAGCUUGCCGAAGGAUCCAGAAAUAUCGACGUCCCACGCCGAACUGCGGUGGAAUGCUGACGACGACCACAUUUACAUUACCGAUCAAAACAGUACGAAUGGGACGAAACUCAACGGCCGCAACCUCAAGUCCCGCGUGGCCGUGCGACUCGACUUUUCCAAGCCGAUCCGCCUCGGCUUUGGCGGCUGCGACUUCACGUUCACUAUGUAAUGUGCACGGGCGUUCGUUUUGUUCCAUGUUGUACAAUUAUCCACCGCCCAACUGUGCCUACUACUGCGACUAAUCCGAGUCCGAGUCGUUCAACAGCGAAAACGCAUUCACCACCUUGGUCGAGGCCGCCACUGGCUUGAACAUCGCCGCCUACGGUCGCCACAACGUUAGCAUGCCACGGCCCUUGUCCUCAAGUACCUUGGUAAUGUCUUUCUCGGCCUUG